This is a messenger RNA of Ramularia collo-cygni, 1542 nucleotides long. RefSeq lists its product as uncharacterized. Gene Ontology annotation, biological process: regulation of DNA-templated transcription. The transcript is spliced from 2 exons. NCBI's taxonomy places the organism in Eukaryota, Fungi, Ascomycota, Dothideomycetes, Mycosphaerellales, Mycosphaerellaceae. Gene Ontology annotation, molecular function: DNA-binding transcription factor activity. The record is from RefSeq and is a predicted model, not a curated record. Bases 1 to 1542 code for a protein of 513 amino acids.
AUGGCCGGAAGACCAACACCACGACUCAAGACCGAACACGACACAAUGGACCAAUUCUUCGACUUCACCCAAGGCACAAACCAGGCCUCGCCAGUGACGGCCUCAUCAUCUCGGGCCGACGCCUUAUCGCCAUUUGAGCAAGAAGAGCGUCAACAAUUCAACGGACCAAGCCACGACUAUGGACAAUUCAAGCAGCAGGUCGGUCUGCCCGUUGGAAGCAUGGCCAACAUGCCUCAAUACGACGGUUUCAACUCUGGAUUGGGAGACGCCGACUUCACUUCGGGCUUUGGCUGGAACACGGGCAUUGAUCUUGACGCCGACAUGUCCAUGGACUUCAAUGGCUCGGCACCCAUGCCACCCAUGUUCUUCCCCAGUAACGACACCUCAUCGUCCAACAGCUUUGUCAAUCCCAACAGUGUCGGUGGCCACGAGGAGCCCAUCAGCAACGUCGGCCGUCUAUGGCCCGGAAUGCACAGCCAACAAGCACAACAGGCUGCCAUGCAAAAGGCUGCCCAGGCUCAGGCUGUGCAGCAACGCCAGAUGAAACUCCAGGCCCAGCACGCCCAGUACCGCCAAGCCGCCACCGCGGCACAGGCUCCAAGCCAAAGCCAAGCCUCUUCUCAGCAUGGUCAUGGCAAGCGAUCCGUACAUGCGGAGGCUCACGUAGAGGAGAGCAUCUCUCGGCUGCUUAACCAGAUGCGUCAGAACAGCUCGGCGCCUUCGGAUGAUGCCGGCUCUCCUUCCAAUGCGCUGCCCAACAUUGCACGCAUGAAGAAGGAUGAGGAGGAGAUGGAUGAGGACGAGCGUCUUCUCGCAUCCGAAGAAGGCAAGAAGCUUUCCAGCAAGGAGCGGAGACAGUUGAGAAACAAGGUCUCCGCYCGCGCCUUCCGUUCGCGUAGAAAGGAAUACAUUGGCCAACUUGAAGGCGAACUCGCUCUCAAGAACCAAGAAGCCACCACUCUUCGCAACGAAAAUCAGUCGAUUCUCGCGGAGAAUGAGCGCUACCGUGGUCUGAUCGAGACUCUGCUCCGCCACCCAGCAUUCUCGCCAUUCAUCAAUGAUAUUUCCAGGGAUCCACAGCAGCUUUUUCAGCAAGCUCCCCAACAACAACCACAACAACAAUCACAACAAUGUCAGCAGCAGCCGGAGGUAGCUCCAAUCCAGCAACAAGCACAGCCUCAAGCCCAGCAGCAGGACAUGAAACCCGAAUACCCGGAGUUUGACGCCUCUCAGCUGCAGAUCCCGAUGGCACCGCAAGAACAGCAGCACACCGUCAACCUCGUCAGCAUUCCCGAAGAGCCUUUCAACAAGCUGAACUUAUACGGCAGCCAAUCCAUGAACUUCAACAAUUAUAGCGUGAAUGCGUACGCUGUCACCGACUUGCCUGAUGGUCCUAAUCCGAUGAAUCUUCUCGACGACUCAUCUACCUACCUGUCUUACGCCUCUUCUGCUGCUGCCUCUUCGAAACCUUUGGACUCUGGACUUGAUGCGCUAUUCACAAAACUCGAUCACGCAGCACGGAGUUUUGUCGUCGGUCAAUAG